This is a messenger RNA of Zerene cesonia (dogface butterfly), 1142 nucleotides long. RefSeq names its product malate dehydrogenase-like. Bases 66 to 1061 code for a protein of 331 amino acids. The record is from RefSeq and is a predicted model, not a curated record. NCBI's taxonomy places the organism in Eukaryota, Metazoa, Arthropoda, Insecta, Lepidoptera, Pieridae. Gene Ontology annotation, cellular component: cytoplasm. Gene Ontology annotation, biological process: carboxylic acid metabolic process. The transcript has a single exon. Gene Ontology annotation, molecular function: L-malate dehydrogenase (NAD+) activity.
UCUCAUUGCAACGUCAAAUUCAUGGUUUUCCUCCAUAAUUUUUAGAAAUCAAUAUAAAACACACAAUGGUUCUCACAAAGCGUUUGUUUAAAUUAAUAGCAAACAGAAUAUUAAGUCGAAAUUAUCAAGUUACAAUUGUAGGUGGUGCAAGUGAUGUUGGACAAACUAUUGGUCUACUUUUAAGAACACAUCCUAACAUAAGAAAAUUAGUUGUUCAUGAUACACUGGAUAAGACUUCGGGAGUUGUUUUAGACCUCUCUCACGUUCCAGUUCAUUCAGCAUUACAAGGUUACACAGGCGAGGACACAUUGGACAAUGCCUUGAAAAACACGGACGUGGUAAUCGCAGCUAGUGCAUCUCCAAUGAAACAUGGGAUAACAGAUAAAGAGAAAUUUAAUCGAAAUGCUGAAUUUAUCAGAAGAUUAUCUCUGAAAAUAGCUAAAUUAAGACCAAUGCCAUUUGUAGGAAUAACAACUGAACCAUUAAAUACGCUGGUGCCUAUGGCGUCGGAGUUAUUGAGAAACCAUGGGGACUACAAUCCGAAGAAACUAUUUGGAAUAACGGCCGUGGACGCAAUGCGAGCACAAGCUUUAUAUGCGUCAGAAAACAAUUUAAAUCCGGAGGAAUGUAUCGUCCCAGUGAUCGGUGGACAUUCCGAAAAAACGCUGUUGCCUUUAAUCUCUCAAUCAAAACCCGAAUGUGAAAUGGACGAAAAGAAAGUUCGAGAUUUUGUCAAUAAGGUUCGCAAAGUUGGAGAAUUUAGCACAAAUGCGAGAAAAGGUUGGUCUCCUACACUUUCCAUUGCAUACGGAGCUAUGUUGUUCACGCAAGGAGUUCUCGACGCUUUAGAUGGCAGAUUAGCAAAAGUAAAUGCGCUUGUAGAAAACAACGAUUUUGGUACAUCUUUCUUCUCUGGUCUGGUCAACAUCGAUCAAAACGGAUUUUGCGAAAUGAAAAGAUACACAAAUAUUACACAACUCGAGUGUAACUUAUUGGAACAAAGUAUCAUCGAAUUAAGAAAAGACGUUACAAUGGGCAAAAAAAUAUUAGAACUUGCGUAACUUUUCCAAAGAAAUUUCGUAAUUCUAAGUUUAUUCAAAUUCAAAAUGUCAUAUGAUAAAAUAAAAUUCAAAAAUACCAAC